Molecule: messenger RNA, 2211 nt
Organism: Mytilus californianus (California mussel)
Lineage: Eukaryota; Metazoa; Mollusca; Bivalvia; Mytilida; Mytilidae
Exons: 5
Coding region: 16-1167 (383 amino acids)
Source: RefSeq, a predicted model, not a curated record
CCCAAAGAGAAAAUUAUGGCAGACAAAAUCCCAACUUUAUUUGAAAGAACUGCGUCAUCUCAUUACAAUAGCAGGGACCAACAAAGAAUUUUCAUACCCAUGGAAUCAGAUAUUGAGGAAUGUACUUCACAAUGGACCCGAAAUACUCUAAAUACGUUGGACAUUGACAGCAUUCUUACAAAAUCAUUUGAUCCUAUGGAUUUGAUCUCCUUUGCUUUUAGUGUAAACGAUCCUAAAAUUUUAAGUCGCGUUGAACGUUGUAAAACGGCAAUAGCCAAACAUAGCAUAAUAGGAUUUGAUACUCAUUGUAAUGUGUUAGAUGCUGAUGAAGUUGAAAAUAUUGAACCCUGUGCAGCUUUUGAAAUGAUGGUAGCUGAUUUCAGAAAUCGUCAUUGUUAUGAUAUCAGUAAAUGGAACAUUCAGCCGCCUCAUUGUGAUGACAAAUUAGAUAUACAGUUGUAUCAAAAAUUUCAAGUUCAUGGUGAAUUAUUUGCACAGCAACUGAUCAACAUAAGUAUGAUGAAGAAAUCACAGGACAUAACAGAAGGGAUGUAUCAAAGCUUGUUUCAAAAAUUUGCAGCAAUGUUUGGAUUGACAAGUUUGAGUUCUUCAGUACUUGGAGCAGCACAGAUUAAUAUUGGGAAUACCACAGUAACCUCCCUUCCUGAUGUAAUUUUCCCUGAUGUCUCUCAUACAGAUAAAGAUGAUGAUAGGUUAAAGUUACUGGCUGUCUGUAAGGUUACAAAAGAUUUUACAAGAAGAGAAGAAUUAUUUCCUGUAGAACAGGGUAAUAACAGAAAGAGAAUAAGAAGAAAAGAAGAAGAGAAAGUUAUACAGCAUCUAGAUGAAGCGUUACAAGAACAGCACGGCGGGGAACUCUUGGUUCAGCUCCCACUGUCUGAGCAUAAUGGUCUUCUAGGAAUUAUUGUUCAGAAGACACAUAUAACAUUUUCUUAUUUCCAAUGCAACAAGAUACAAUUUGAGGUAGUGAAGUCAAGAGACCAUUACAUAAAUAAACCAGUUAUUUAUUACAGUAGACCAUACAAUUACUUGAAGGCAGCAGAUAGAGAGGAACUAAUAAGACCUUUGUUAACAUUGGGGUUCAUCCAGUAUUCUCCUUGUUGUAUCAGUAGGAAGGACCCAUAUAUUAAAACUGUUGAAAAAUAGCAGGAAGUUGAUCUCAGUUUCAUUUUCCAUCAGACAGUAACAAACUGUCAAUAUCAGGUUAAACAAAGAACAGUUGGCAAUAUCUGGUUAAACAAAGAACAGUUAGCAAUAUCUGGUUAAACAAAGAACAGUUGUCAAUAUGUAGUUAAACAAAGAACAGUUGGCAAUAUCUGGCUAAACAAAGAACAGUCGGCAAUAUCUAGUUAAACAAAGGACAGUUGGCAAUAUCUGUUUAAACAAAGAACAGUUGGCAAUAUCUGGUUAAACAAGGAACAUUUGGCAAUAUCUUGUUAAACAAAGAACAGUUGGCAAUAUCUGGUUAAACAAAGAACGGUUGGCAAUAUCUGGUUAAACAAAGGACAGUUGGCAAUAUCUGGUUAAACAAAGAACAGUUGGCAAUAUCUGGUUAAACAAAGAACAUUUGGCAAUAUCUGGUUAAACAAAGGCCAGUUGGCAAUAUCUAAUUAAACAAAGAACGGUUGGCAAUAUCUGGUUAAACAAAGGACAGUUUGCAAUAUCUGGUUAAACAAAGAACGGUUGGCAAUAUCUGGUUAAACAAAACUCAAGAUUAGUAAAGGGUGUGACUCCCAUUUACCGACAGGCCCUGUAUGAAUUUGAAUAUUUUCAAAGGACAGAUGAUAAAGAAAUUAAAGAGCUAUACAAUCCAGAAAUAACUUCCCUUAACAAUUUCGUGUAAAAUUAAUAAGACCAUUGAAAUUAGUGCUGUCCAUCUAAAACUGAUAUGCUUAAGAAACUCAAGUUGUCGGUCAAAUGGUUUACUUUAACAAAUUGUGACUUGGAUGGAGAGUUUUCUCAUUUGCACAUCUUCUUAUGUCUAAUAUCUGUUAAAUGAAAACUUUUUGAGCAUUUGUUUCAACUGCAAUAAUAGGAAAAAUAACUUGCACCAUAGCACUUGUAGAUAUCUGAACCAUGAAUGUCAUGGUGUAAGUUUCAGAGAAACAACAACUUUGAAAUCAAUUUAAAAAAGCCUACUUGUAGUUCGAUUGGUUGUUUGUUAAUGUCAAUUAAAGAUGUUAAAAUUGA